This is a messenger RNA of Mastomys coucha (southern multimammate mouse), 564 nucleotides long. RefSeq names its product ribonuclease A family member 9 (inactive) (gene Rnase9). The transcript has a single exon. The coding region runs from base 1 to 564 and encodes 187 amino acids. NCBI's taxonomy places the organism in Eukaryota, Metazoa, Chordata, Mammalia, Rodentia, Muridae. The record is from RefSeq and is a predicted model, not a curated record. Gene Ontology annotation, molecular function: nucleic acid binding.
AUGAAGUCUCUGAUCAGCAAGUUCACAUGGCCUUUGCCAUUGUUGCUGCUGCUGCUGCUGCUGCUGCCGCCACCAAAGCUGCACGGGAACUAUUGGGAUUACAGGGAAUAUGAACUAGAGCCAGAACUACGUGACUUCCUUAGGGAAUAUGAGAGUACAGGACCCACCAAACCACCCACCAUAAAAAGAAUCAUAGAAAUGAUCACUGUUGGUGAGCAGCCUUUGGAUGAGUAUGGUUACUGCGACACUGAACUCAAGACUAAACAGAUUCACUAUAAGGGGCGCUGUUACCCAGAACACUACAUUGCAGGAGUGUCCUAUCAAAAGCUAAUAAAAGCCUGUUCUGGUGAACGAGUGCAGUGUAAGAAUGGCGUUAAAUUUUGCAGAAGAGGCACGGAUCUAAUAGAGGGAGUGCGGUGUGUUUUGGAAACAGGAAAGCGGAUGGUAGACUGCACAUAUAAAACCAUCCACAUGACUGGUUAUCCAGUUGUCUCUUGUCAAUGGGACAAAAAGGCCCAAAUAUUUAUUCCUAACCAUAUAUAUAAUAUGUUACUACCAGAGUAG